This is a messenger RNA of Plasmodium yoelii, 1401 nucleotides long. RefSeq names its product conserved protein, unknown function. The record is from RefSeq and is a predicted model, not a curated record. The transcript has a single exon. Bases 1 to 1401 code for a protein of 466 amino acids. Lineage: Eukaryota; Apicomplexa; Aconoidasida; Haemosporida; Plasmodiidae.
AUGUUCAGAAGCUUGGCUUUAAGAUGCAAAAAUAAAACUAAAGGGCAACUAAAAUGGAAAAUUAACGAAAAUAAUGUCGAAUAUAAAAAUUUAAAAAUAAAAUGGGAUGACAAAAAUAUAGAUUUACAAAUAUGUGAUUUAUUACCAACCAAUAAAAGUAAUAUAGAAUUAUUAGAACUUAAAAAUAUGAAUAUAAUAAAAGAUAUUAAAAAAACGAAAUUUGAUUGUGUAAUUUUUGGAAUUGGAUAUGUUGAUUAUGAUAAAAUAUUAAAGUCUUUUAAUAGAGCUGAUUUAGUUCAAAGGAAAACUAUAGAUUCGGUACAUGCUAAUUUAAAAAAGGUUAAUGGACAGUAUAUAUCAAUAAUACAACAAUGCCUUCUUUUAAAUAUUCCACACUUUUGUUUAGGAAGAGAUAGGCUAACAGAACUUACAAGUAUUGGUGCAGCUAUAUUUAAUAACCCCAAGGAAAUACUUUCUUUGUUAUAUUAUUUUCUUGUGAAUAGCGAUAAAAACGAUAAAAACGAUAAAAACGAUAAAAACGAUAAAAACGAUAAAAACGAUAAAAACGAUAAAAACGAUAAAAACGAUAAAAACGAUAAAAACGAUAAAAACGAUAAAAACAAUAUUCAACCAAAUAAUAAUCUUGAAAUUAAAAAAGAUGAAGAUGAAUACAAUUUACAAAAUAAUUCUCCAAAUUUUUACAAUGCUCUUGUUCAAGAGAAUGCUCUAUAUUUAAUAUACAAUUUUCAUGCAACUUUGCUAAGAAUAUUACGAUCAAAAUAUUAUAUACCUCCAUAUAUGACAUCCUCCAAUAAUAUCGGAAAUAAAGAACAAAAUGAAGCUCAUUUAAAAAAAAAUUUUUUUUCUUUUUUCAAUGAAACUACAUAUGAUAUAAUAAAUAAUUUGAGAAACACAAUAAGAAAAUCUGGAUUAUAUUCAGAAUUUGAAAUACCACAAGGGAAAAAGGAUAUUAAUAUUUUAAUAAUUUGUGAUAGCAUAUGUGUAGACUAUUUUUACAAUUAUAUAAAAAAAAAUUUUAAUCAUUGGUGUAAUAUAAGCCCAUUCUACAACGAAUUAUAUACAUUAGAAAAAAAAAAUACAUAUAAAUUUGUAUUAGCAUUAUUUUUAUUUAUAAUUGCGCCAGUUGCAUGGACAUUGACUUUUUUAAUAAAAUAUGGUUAUGAAUUCUGGGUAGAAUAUUUUACAAAAGGAAAAGCUAUAACAGUUGGGGGAAAUCCAUUUUUUGAAAAUUCAAGAUUAAUUGAUAUCAAUGAAAUUGAUAAUAAUCCAGAAAUUAAUGAUAAUUUUGUUAAUUCAAUAAACAAAAAAAAUGUACAAUUUGAAACUGUUAGUGCAUUGGGUGGUUUAAUGCAAUGGUUUAAAAAUAAAAGUCGAGAUUAG